Messenger RNA from Laetiporus sulphureus 93-53, 590 nucleotides. RefSeq lists its product as uncharacterized. Bases 51 to 275 code for a protein of 74 amino acids. The record is from RefSeq and is a predicted model, not a curated record. The transcript has 3 exons. Lineage: Eukaryota; Fungi; Basidiomycota; Agaricomycetes; Polyporales; Laetiporaceae.
GCACCUGAGCACUCCCCAUACAUAUACAGCUUUACCGAGCUGCAGCUGCCAUGAUUCCUCCAUGGCGUGACCGCUUUCGCCAGCUUGUCUUUAGCUUCGUGCUUCUACCUCCCUCCCUCACUCCCCCCAAGUGUUGGCUCCCGCUGUCUGAGUCGUGGUCGCAGUCCUCGUCGUUCUCACUUCUCCCCCGAUUUUAUCCAGGUUCCUUCAGCUGUGCCGAGGAAUCAACUACUACCUUCUUAGACAUGUCACCAGAAGAAACUGCGCUUCUGUAGGAGACUCACCAUAGUCUAUAGCCGGCCGCGGCCAUGGUUGUGCAGUUCUGUGGAGGUAUAUCUGUUCUUCAAGAACUGUUUUUUCGGUGACCGUGCUACGUUGCUACGACUACAUCCUGACAUGGGACCGUGAAAUCAAGUUUAUAUGGAAGGCCGACCUCUCGUUUGCAACUUCACUUUACUACGCUUUCAGAUAUACCGCGCUAUUCAAUACAAUCAUGAUAUUGCUUACUCAGAUUGCAUGGACAAGUUGGCAAUCUAUUUCGAUGCCAAUCAUUGGUACAUUACCGCGCCCGGCUCGCGCUUCCCAUCGGU